AUGUUACGAUGGUGCGCAUUACACUAUCCCGUAACUGUUGGCGAAGCAUAUCACUUUCCUAUUUUUACCACUGUCCCCACGUACAAUGAAAGUCAGCGUAGUAAAAAUCAAGGCUGUUUAAUUUCCUCCGAAAGAGCGUAUUUGGCGAGUGGCUGGUACAACGCGUUUAAUUAUCUCGUCAACCUUUUACAAUAUAUUCAUGCUAAUUACAAAGUUGCUGAAAACUCAGAUCAUUAUCUUAAAUUGGCUCUUAAACGAGAAGUUACAUUUGGUCAGUUGGUUCAAGCUGAAGGCACUGAUGCUUCAGGAUCAUUCAAGCAGGGCAAGGUAAAGAACAAAAAACUAAAGAAAAGCUGUUGCAAAAAAUGCAACGGCAAAAAGCCCACUACAUAUAAAAACACAAUAAAAAGGAAGCCAGCAAAAAAGAGCACGCCAAAGAAAGCACCAGAGAAGCCUUAUAAAAAGAAGAUUUUCGCUAAGAAACCAGCGGCUAAAAAACCCUCAAAGGAAGGAAACUUGAAGCAAAAAAGAUCAAAAAGUCUCCCAAAUAGUGAUCAAAGAGGACUGCGAGGAAAUAACCACACAUGCAGAGAAAGUGCAUUGUUUUUGAUAGUUUCAGCUUUUCGAGAUAUCAAGAUGGACAUCUAA
Messenger RNA from Hydractinia symbiolongicarpus, 648 nucleotides. Its product is annotated as histone H1-delta-like. NCBI's taxonomy places the organism in Eukaryota, Metazoa, Cnidaria, Hydrozoa, Anthoathecata, Hydractiniidae. Gene Ontology annotation, molecular function: structural constituent of chromatin; DNA binding. The transcript has 4 exons. Bases 1 to 648 code for a protein of 215 amino acids. Gene Ontology annotation, cellular component: nucleosome. The record is from RefSeq and is a predicted model, not a curated record. Gene Ontology annotation, biological process: nucleosome assembly.